GGGGCCCUUGGGGCCUCAAUUUGGAUGAUGCAAUGGAAUCAAUUGCGGCUAUACACAGAUUUGUCAAAAACCUCGUUGCGGCUGUAACACAUCUUCCAAAUCCAAUUAACCAAUCAGACACUGACGACAUCUCUAAUCAACACAUAUAAAGGCAAUCAAGUUGUCGCCUCUCUCUGUUUUAUAUCAACACCAUCAACAACAUCGCCUUCAUGCGCUUUGUGCCUGCAUUCUCACGAUUCAUCUUCUCUCUAUCUACUUUCGCCCGUGUUAAAUCCCCGCAUCAGCUCCGACAACGCGCACUGCAACCUAUUCGCCUGCAAUCUAUGUCUAGCAUUCCCUUCUUGAGUGCCUUAUUCGGUUCAUCAUCUAAGCCCUCAUCCAACAUGACUUAUCCCGACCAGCGAACCGAGGACGAAUGGCGCGCCAUUCUCAACCCAACACAAUUCCGAAUUCUCAGAGAAAAGGGAACUGAAGCUCCCGGCACUGGAGAGUUUGACAAGCACUACCCCAAGGAGGGCGUCUACACCUGCGCUGCAUGCGAUGCGCCGCUCUACAAGGCCACUCAUAAAUUCAACUCGGGCUGCGGCUGGCCAGCCUAUUUCGACAGCGUCCCUGGCGCAGUGACUCGACACGAGGACCGAAGCUUUGGUUCUAUCAGGACGGAAAUCGUCUGCUCCAACUGUGGUGGUCAUUUAGGCCAUGUUUUCAAGGGAGAGGGAUUCUCGACGCCGACGGAUGAGCGCCAUUGCGUGAACAGCAUCAGCUUGAAGUUUUCACCAGAAGACAAGGUCGUUGAGAAGAGCAGCAAGGAUACCCAGGCAUAAUGGCCAAGUGAUGUGAUGGGGUUGCCUGGCGAUGUACACAUAUAAUGGGCGUUUGAAGAUGUUAUGGGCUGUGUAAGCCAAAGUUAAUAGUAACCCGUGUGGAAUUGAAAUAUGAAAACCAUUUUAAAACAAGGCAACUGCACGUGUGGGCAAGAACAUGCUUG
This is a messenger RNA of Trichoderma harzianum CBS 226.95, 988 nucleotides long. RefSeq lists its product as hypothetical. Bases 210 to 824 code for a protein of 204 amino acids. The transcript is spliced from 2 exons. NCBI's taxonomy places the organism in Eukaryota, Fungi, Ascomycota, Sordariomycetes, Hypocreales, Hypocreaceae. Gene Ontology annotation, biological process: protein repair; response to oxidative stress. Gene Ontology annotation, molecular function: peptide-methionine (R)-S-oxide reductase activity. The record is from RefSeq and is a predicted model, not a curated record.